CGGAUGGUUCCGCCAUGCCUAUAUGCCGCAACUUGACUUUUCACCACAACCACCAUGCAUCCUUCUAUCCGUCUCUUCACUGAGCGAGUACAUACUCCUCUCAUCCGUUUCCUAGGAAAACGCAGCUGGCCUUCAAGUUCAGAAACUCCUCACGCACAUCCAUUUGCUCCUCCCGAAUUCCGGAAUAAAAACUACACACAAUUUUCUAAAGCACCUGAUCCAGCCUCUUCUACGCCGUUCCGCACGUCAUCAGAGUCGAAGAGUGCAAAUGUGUUCCAAGAGUUUUGGGAGGCGCCGGAAAGGCUUUGGAAACCUAGAGUGCACCACCUAGAAGAAGCCGAAAUUGACGCGAUAUUGAGUGGUGGUGCAUCUGUGCAGUCAUAGUUUUGUCGGUGACCCGGUUUCAGAGCAAGCGUUUGAGCCUUGACUUGUUUAUUUCUUAAUUUUCAAGGACGUUGCGUCCAAAAACAAACUUAAAGAGUCAAGAUUGUAGAAGCAUCAAUGACAUUAUUAC
This is a messenger RNA of Lentinula edodes (shiitake mushroom), 514 nucleotides long. RefSeq lists its product as uncharacterized. NCBI's taxonomy places the organism in Eukaryota, Fungi, Basidiomycota, Agaricomycetes, Agaricales, Omphalotaceae. The record is from RefSeq and is a predicted model, not a curated record. The transcript has 3 exons. Bases 55 to 384 code for a protein of 109 amino acids. Gene Ontology annotation, biological process: 2-oxoglutarate metabolic process.